AUGCCUGGAGGACCUCGGAACACACGAGCAAAGCCAUCGUCCGAGUCUCAAGAGGACAGACCCAAGCCUUCUCGCGGCUCAUCAAAGACCACCACUUCGGACAAGAAGAACGGCACAAAGACAGCGGACACAGCGCGGAGCACCGCUCCCCUGGCGACAUCAAGGCUGAAUAAACAGUUUCAGGGGAAGCUGCACUCCAAUAAAGCUGAAAUUGUCGAGACCUUAAUGGCUGUGUUCGAAGCAUGUCUUGACCAGCAACUCGAGUCGUACGAAGGCCCAUGCGAUGGCGAAGGCUGCUCGGGCCAUUCAUCGCAUGGUUCUUCGCACCGAUCGUGUGGCAAGUCGACGACUGAUACCAGCAAGCAGACUCGUGGCAAGAAGAGACAGCUCCAGCGAGACGACAACAGUGGCGGGGAGGACGACAAUGCGGAGGAGGGGGGAAGACGAACCAGCAAGAACAAGCGCAUAAAGGCCGAACCGAAGAAACAGCGCCUCUUGGCCUGCCCGUACAGGAAAUAUGCACCUGAUCGAUACAAGCAGGAGCAUGUGUGCUGUGGUCCAGGGUUCUCCAAGUUCCACAGGCUCAAAGAGCACGUGCAGAGAAAGCACAGCCUCCCGCUGUUCCACUGUAGACGCUGCUAUGAAGCGUUCAAAAGCGAAGCCGAGCUCGAUGCCCAUUCGCGUGCCGCCACGGCUUGCACCGUCCGUCAGCUGUCGCCCCAGCCACGGAAGCUGGAGGAUGGCUUCGAUGAAGAGCAGCUGAAGCUGAUCAAGAAGAGGUCCACGCGAAACUCGCCCGACCACGAGAAAUGGGUCAGCCUGUACUGUGUGCUGUUCAACGUAUCGGUUCAGGACGUCCCGUCGCCCUACCUGGACGACGACUCCCCCGACUGGAGGAACGGUCACACCGGACGCUCGAAGCAUGCCCCCUAUCUUGACUACGUGCGCCAGGAGGUGACACCCCGUGUGCGAGUGGUGAUGGAGGAUGCCGCGGGCCGAAUUGUCCAAGACGCUAUGCCCAACGCCUGGAAACAGACCAUGGCACAAUUCCAGCCCAUCUUGCGAUCCGUGCAACGCAUGUGGGAAAGCAAUCAGUCCCAGCAUGCCGUGGACCCCUUGACCGGUCUCGAGUACGUGCACGGCGUGUCUGGCGCUGUCCCAGAAUCGUUCGCAUUCAGCCCCUGGCAGGAUCUCAGCCUGAUCGAUUUCACGUCCCAAGACGGAUUUCCCUUUGAGGAUCUUGACGCGCCGGUGCAGCCACAGUACAGCGAAGCCCUGUCCGACUCUUCGUACCCGACGGACGCUUCUGGGGCCACUGGCAGCUCCUCCGCUACCUCCAACACGUCGCUGGAAGAUCAAUACCUCUUGCAACAAAUUGGCAAGGCUGGCCACGCGACCUAUGAUUACACACAGACAAAUCCGCAAGGGACCAGGUACGGACUGCAGGGCGAUGUGGCAGGAUAUAAGUAUUAA
This is a messenger RNA of Emericellopsis cladophorae, 1473 nucleotides long. RefSeq lists its product as uncharacterized. The record is from RefSeq and is a predicted model, not a curated record. The coding region runs from base 1 to 1473 and encodes 490 amino acids. Lineage: Eukaryota; Fungi; Ascomycota; Sordariomycetes; Hypocreales; Bionectriaceae. The transcript has 4 exons.